Oryctolagus cuniculus (rabbit) is the source of this 1631-nucleotide messenger RNA. The record is from RefSeq and is a predicted model, not a curated record. NCBI's taxonomy places the organism in Eukaryota, Metazoa, Chordata, Mammalia, Lagomorpha, Leporidae.
CCAUGACAUUUUCUGUAGCCCGUUCUCACGGUGGCCCAGGGGCAGCGUGGUGGCCCUGGUGUGGCGUGUCAGUCCCGCCGCGCGCCCUCACCCACAGUCAUGGCGUGGGUGUGUGGGUCUCCGUGGGCGCAGCCGGGGAGAAGGGAGGACGUGGAGGCUCCUGGGUGGCCUCUGCACCCUGCCGUGCUUGCCCCGCCGUCCGCUCCCCGCCCGUGCUCCGCUUUGGGGUCGCCGGGCAAGGAGGGCUCUGCCGAAGAGGUUGGCGUGAGCCGGGCUGGGCGGCCUCCGCGCGUGCCGGGUGCUCCUGGAGAGGGAGCAAAGUUUUUCUGGCGUCGGUGCAGCCCUGGCUGGUGCCUUGUGAUUUCAGCCUUGUGGGAACACCAGUGGUCUGGCCUCCUGCACCCUGAGCCCGUUGCUACAGCCUGGAGACUCUAGGCUGUUGCAGCACCGGGGUACUCGUGUAUCUGAACAAACCGGGACGUGGAAAUGCUACGGUGGAGGGGAUUCAACACGGUGCGCGUAUACGGGGUUAUCCUAGUCCUGGAUGGAGUUUGCAGCCCUGGAGAGUGAGCCGCGAGUCCCUGUGGAUGCUCAGCCCCUCCCUGUCCACUGCUGCAGACUUUAUACUCACUGCACACUGAGGCUACACUAUGCUUGCCAAAGAAGCCCUUGAAAAUACUGAAGUUCCAGUUGGUUGCCUUAUGGUCUACAACAAUGAAGUUGUGGGGAAGGGACGAAAUGAAGUUAAUCAAACUAAAAAUGCUACUCGACAUGCAGAAAUGGUGGCCAUCGACCAGGUCCUAGACUGGUGUCGCCGAAGUGGCAAGAGUUCUGCUGAAGUUUUUGAGCACACCGUGCUGUACGUCACCGUGGAGCCAUGCAUCAUGUGUGCAGCAGCCCUCCGCCUCUUGAAAAUCCCACUGGUUGUCUAUGGCUGUCAGAAUGAACGGUUUGGUGGUUGUGGCUCUGUUCUAAACAUUGCCUCUGCUGACUUACCAAAUACUGGGAGACCAUUUCAGUGCCUUCCUGGAUAUCGGGCUGAGGAAGCAGUGGAAAUGUUAAAGACCUUCUACAAACAAGAAAAUCCAAAUGCGCCCAAAUCAAAAGUUCGGAAAAAAGAAUGUCAGAAAUCUUGAACUUAUUCUGAUGAAGGACUAAUGUCCCAAAGUGACCUGGACAAAAUACUUGGACAUCAUUGAAUCAAAUGUUUAUAUAUUGUUGUUAAUCUCUGGGAAAUGGUAUAUCUCAUCACUUACUCUGUUAAGGAAACAAAUUGGCACGUUUCGAAAGGCUGACAAUUGUAAACAUCUGAAAGGACAUUUUGAGAAGUGGGAAAAUCAACCUUGAGGUUUUAGAAGUCAGCAAACAGUGCCUGCCUUUCCAGCCAUAGCAUGUACAGUCCAGGGGAGGGCUGACUCUCCAGAGAGUGUGCAUCCAGACCCAGUGACGUGGCAUGCGUCUGUAUUGGAGUGUGCUGUGCCGUGGACAUGUUCCCAUGACUGUCAUUUCAGAGUCUGGUCUCCAUUUGCAGCUGCUAUGUUCUCCCAAGGAACUGGGAGCCUGUGACUUCUGUACAUAUCAGGAUUAUAUGGUCCUUGAUUUUUUAAAAUAAAACAUUUGAAUAAAAUGCA